UUGUGCAUCCACCAUGACCGAUGCGUCGGAGUACAUGGUGUGCAGCACUGGCUUGUCCAUGGAAGAGAUCAUCGUGUCCAAGUCCAUCGUGUCGCAACUCGGCAUGCGCUGGGACGAUGACCUUCACGACGGCGUCACGCACCUGCUGGCUGUAGUGGUAGGCUCCGACAAGUACAAAGCUGCCAAGGCUGCCAAGAUGAAAGUGGUCAAGUUGGAUUGGCUCAAAGAGUGUUCCCGUGCGGCCAAGGUCGUGCCGGCGGACCAGUACGAACUCGGGCCGUUGGAAGGGUUGUGCAUUUGCACGACAGGAUUGUACGUGGAAGACCGGGAAAAGGUCCAGGAACUGUGCGAAGCAGCUGGUGGCAUCUACCACCCGGACCUGAACUUUGGUUCCACGACGCAUUUGCUUGCAGAACAACCCGAAGGCGCCAAGUACAACACCGCCAUCGCAUAUGGCAUACCUGUGGUCACGUUGGAUUGGAUCGUGGCCUGCAUCGAAGCCCAAGAAUACAAGGACGAAGACGCGUAUCGACUGCUUGAGGACCAUCUUCAUCCAUCUGAGACAUCGUUCCACGGCGAUGACGGCAUCGACGACGUAGGCGCUACCUGCUUGAAACUCAACGACCAGUUGCAACAGUGCUUGACCAUGCUCGAUGGCGAGCCUGCAGGGUGCUUUUUGGACGGGUGUGUGUUUUGGCUCACGGGGUUCCCGCCCGAGAUUAUGCUCAAGCUCAAAACGCUCAUUCGAUUUGGCAUGGGUACUCGCUACGACAAUUACAACACCACCGUCACGCACGUCAUUGCCGAUUACAUGGGAUCGUGCUCGCAAUUGUACGACGCGCACGGAAACAUUGAAGUGGUCGCGGCCGGUUGGCUCAUCCACUCGUGCUUGGCGGCGUCGUGCCUCCCGGAAGCCCAGUACCCGCCGCCGCAUAUGCAAACAGACUACACCGCCAUCCAUACAACCACAGUAGCACCCCCGGCACUCCACUCGCACAAACCACGGCGCCAUACUAAUGUGAAUGACAUCAACAACAAGCCAACUCCAACGUCGUUGGCGGAUAAAUUACAAUUAGCUGCCCAUCAAAACAGCAGCAGCGUCGACCCAGCCAAGUCCACGAGCGAGCGUCAUCCCAAGCUUCUGUUUUCAGGCCACAUGUUCCUCUUGGUGUUUACCGACGCGUUGGGGUCGACGGGGACAAACCAUCUCGCGCUCAAGACGCACAUCAAGGGCGUGGGCGGGCGGUAUCGGGAGCUUAACACGACGGACCCGCGCAUCCUCCAGCCGACGGACGUCCUCCGCAUCACGCACAUCGUGCUCGGCCACGGCUGCGACCUCCCCGACGGCAUGCUUCCGUCGCUGGUCGCGUCCAUGCCUCGCGCCAAGCUCGUGACCGAAUUGUGGCUCCACUGCUGUCUUCAAGACGGAUGCAUCUACCCACGUCGAAAGCAUCCGCUGUUUGUGUGUCAGCCAGAUACCCGCGCCAGUAUGUUUCCGGUCCUUCCGUUGGCGUGUUUUGCAUCCAUGCGCGCAUGUAUUUCGAUGUUUGUCGACGUCGAGCGCGCCGUGAUGGCGUGUCUGCUGCGGUUGACUGGCGCGGCGCUCACGACCAAACUGUCCAAGCGCAACACCCACCUCGUGUGUCGGACCCCCCAAGGGCCAAAAUACACCAAGGCAGUGGAAUGGAAUGUGCGCAUUGUGGACGCCAACUGGCUCAUUGCGAGUGUGAGCGCGUCGGCUUUUGCCGCGUACCCGACGGACGCCAAGAAGCGGAAGCUGGAUGCGAUCGAAGGAGGACAUGUGGAAGUUGCUCACGAACGACCUCAGCAACCAAUGGAUCCGUUGCGCCAAGACGACGCCGACGUAGGCGGGGCGCAGACGCAGCUCGAAAACUUGCUGGGGGACAUGGGCGGCGACGCCGAGUCGUGUUCAUUGGACACUCGAUACCAUGUGGUUCAUAGUGUGGAUGCCCCCAGCGACAAAGCCACCACCGCCGCCAGUCGAUUGUUCUUUGAGGACUCGCAGGCCCCAGCCCCGAAUUCUGAAAUGGUUCAAUAUCAAGACGAUUAAGCAAACAACAAAAAUAUAUCUCCACAUGGGGGGGUUUAGAAUAUAUUAGAAUAAUAUUACUACUGUAGCACAUACGACAAGCCCGUGUGGUGGGUGGGUGGCGGGGUUGGAGAAAUAACAAUACUUUUUUAGACUCGUGGGGGAUAUUAUAACGACGCCAUUUCCGGAAAAAUCACACUUCGUAACCGGUCGCCAAACCCUUCAUGCGAUACGGUGAUGCCGCCGUCGGCGCUGCAGCACGGCACCCGCGCCCCACACGGCGCACUGCGCACGUUGACUUUUUCAUUCUACGCAUCAAGUACCAUCUCACCAUGUCACACAUCUGAAGCCACCCACACAUUACAAUCAUUCCAUGUAUAUAUAUAUAAAUAUACAAGCGAGCGUACAAAUACAUACAAAUCC
Molecule: messenger RNA, 2473 nt
Organism: Aphanomyces astaci
Lineage: Eukaryota; Oomycota; Saprolegniomycetes; Saprolegniales; Verrucalvaceae
Exons: 13
Coding region: 14-2071 (685 amino acids)
Biological process (GO): DNA replication initiation; mitotic G2 DNA damage checkpoint signaling; mitotic DNA replication checkpoint signaling
Source: RefSeq, a predicted model, not a curated record